Trematosphaeria pertusa is the source of this 2502-nucleotide messenger RNA. RefSeq lists its product as uncharacterized. Gene Ontology annotation, biological process: iron ion transport; intracellular iron ion homeostasis; copper ion import. Lineage: Eukaryota; Fungi; Ascomycota; Dothideomycetes; Pleosporales; Trematosphaeriaceae. The record is from RefSeq and is a predicted model, not a curated record. The transcript is spliced from 2 exons. Gene Ontology annotation, molecular function: ferric-chelate reductase activity. Gene Ontology annotation, cellular component: plasma membrane. Bases 1 to 2502 code for a protein of 833 amino acids.
AUGCCAGCAGUUCCGGAGACACUGGUGCAACGGGCGGGGGUGGCGGCGCUGGAGCACUUCGAAUCAGCGAUAUCGCUUGCCGAGCGCGAGGUGAUGGACGCAGUAUCAACGCUUGUGCGACGGAUAAACAUACCAGUUAAUGACACGAGUCCGCCUGGAUUAAUCGAAGCCAACACGCGGGACCCGUGGAACAAGAGCGGCAAAUAUGCAUUGGCCUACGUCUACUUCUGCAUACCGCUGCUCGUUGUCGCAGGCCUGUCGCGGUACUAUCACCUGUUCACGGAUAAGGUCCGGACCGCACUACGCCAAGAAGAGGUACUGAAGUCCUCGAAAACAUCUUCCCCAGACACAGAUUACGAACUGUCGGUCCUUGAUACUGACAAGUCUACCAUGAAGUUCUUCCCGCGGGAAGGCGCGCUACCUAGCCCGCCGAAAUCGCAGUCGAGCGUUUCCUCUGUAGCGCCCGUCAACAAUUGCGUGGCGUUCUUCCGGUUCAUCUUCUACCGACCGCUUCGAGAAGUCCAUCUCCGGAAAGGAUGGAGACCCCUGGUUUUCCCUGCCCCGGCCGCCAUCGUCAUCGUGCUAGCUGCCACAGUUUUGGGGAUGCUGUAUUGCUUCCUUCCGCAGCCGCUCUUCUGGCAAAGCAUCGCUUUUGGGUCGCCUCCCGUCGCUGUUAGGUCCGGUAUGAUGGCUGUAGCGCUGCUACCCUGGAUCGUCGGACUCUCCAUGAAGGCGAAUCUCAUCACCCUAAUAACGGGCAUCGGCCACGAGCGCCUAAACGUGUUGCAUCGAUGGGCGGCGUAUUUGUGUCUCGUCCUGAGCAUCAUCCAUACAGUGCCUUUCUACAUUACUCCGGUUUGGGAAAAGGGGGCUCGGCAUGUCUUUCAGUCCUUCUUCAGUACCGCCGGAUUCUAUCCCUAUGGCACUGGAAUCGCCGCGCUUGUCCCGCUCUGCUUCCUCUGUGUGCACUCUCUCGAACCUCUGCGCCAUUGGAUGUACGAACUCUUCGUCACGCUCCACGUCCCCGUAGCCAUAGUCUUCCUUGGAAUGAUGUUCUGGCAUUGCCACAACUACCUCACCUCGUGGGACUACCUAUUCGCGACCCUCGGUAUCUGGCUAGUGUCAUAUGUUAUGCGCGUUUUCUACCUGAACUGGGCAAACCCCUUCCGGAUGUCUUGGCUGAUCGGGGACGAGGCCGCUGUAACCAUCAUGCCAGAAAAUGCAAUCAAGAUCACCAUCCCGACUCAGAUGAAGUGGAGACCUGGACAGUACGUCUAUCUACGGAUGCCCGGCAUUUCUGUCUUCGAGAACCACCCCUUUACCAUCGCAUCACUAUGCAGCGACGACUUCCCUUCGGAGUAUGGCGAAGGCUACCGAGACAUGGUUCUCGUCUUCCGGCCUUUUGGCGGCUUUACCAAGAAAGUUCUCCGGAGCGCUGUUGAGCACGGACCCUGGCAUACAUAUCGGGCCUUCAUAGACGGCCCGUAUGGCGGCAUGCAACGACGCCUCGAAGCCUUCGACGACGUUGUCUUGAUCGCUGGCGGCAGCGGCAUUACCGCUAUCGUCUCCCAGCUGCUCUCCCUCAUCAAGAAGAUGCGUGACGGCAAAGCAGUAACGCGGAAAGUGCACGUCAUCUGGGCACUCAAACGUCCCGAAACGAUGGAAUGGUUUAAAGAAGAACUGCGCAUCUGCCGCGAAUACGCCCCCCCAGAAUCCGUCGAAUGCCAAUUCUACAUCACCACGGCAAAGCGCAACGCAGGCGGCCGCCUCGUCAGCGCAAAAACCCCCACCCGCCCCGUCUCCCUCUACUUCCACGACAAAGUCAACGACGCUUUCCAAAACAUCGCCGACCACCGCGCCUCGGGCCUCUCCGGCAUCUCGUCAAAGCGGCACUCAGCCCUCAUCCGUGAAGAAGCUGCCGGCGAUCCCGAGAAAGAGAAGGAACUCCGGCGCGAAAACGAAGAUUCCAUCACCGCCCUUCCGCAAGCCCACCUCCUCCCCGUAAACCGCAACCACCUCACCCCCUCAAACUCAAACCCGGACCUCAUCUCCCCCGAGCCCCGCUCUAUCGCCGCCCGCCGCCAAGACCGCAAUCUCUCCCUCGACAUCACGCAAGCCAUCGAGUCCGGCACCGGCGCCGUCGACCCGUCCAUUCUCAUUUCCUCGCCUGCCUCCGCACAUCCCAGCAACCCUGUUCAGGGCUUCGACUUCGGCUUCCCGUCCACGCCCACCGAGUUCCAGAAGAACCUCAUGCGGUUUGCCUUCCUGCCGGCCGCGGUCAAGAAGAAGGACGGCUGGAGCACCGAGUACGGACGGCCGGAUCUGAAGUAUAUGCUGCGCGAGCUGGGCAAGGGGUUUGGAAGGCGCACGUGUGUGUUUGUGUGUGGGCCGCCGGGGAUGCGCGUUGCGGUGUCUGAGACGGUGGCGGAGCUGCAGAGGAGUGUAUGGAAUGACAGCGGGCGGGAUGAGAUUUUCAUGCAUACGGAGAAUUAUGCGCUGUAA